This is a messenger RNA of Engraulis encrasicolus (European anchovy), 468 nucleotides long. RefSeq names its product ribosomal protein L36 (gene rpl36). The transcript is spliced from 5 exons. Lineage: Eukaryota; Metazoa; Chordata; Actinopteri; Clupeiformes; Engraulidae. The coding region runs from base 121 to 438 and encodes 105 amino acids. Gene Ontology annotation, molecular function: structural constituent of ribosome. Gene Ontology annotation, biological process: cytoplasmic translation. The record is from RefSeq and is a predicted model, not a curated record. Gene Ontology annotation, cellular component: ribosome; cytosolic large ribosomal subunit.
CGGUAGCCAUGCACGGGAUGGCGCUGUGGUAAAUACUCGAGUCCCUCUCCGCGAGGCUAGAAGUCGCAGCUUCCGACGACAAACGUUCCUUCCGGUUUGGACGCCAUUAGAGAAGCAGAGAUGGCCAUCAGGUACCCCAUGGCAGUGGGCCUUAACAAAGGCCACCCGGUGACCAAAAACGUCGCAAAGCCGAAACACAGCCGUAGGAGAGGGACACUGACCAAGCAUGCCAAGUUCGUGCGUGACAUGAUCCGCGAGGUGUGUGGCUUUGCCCCCUACGAGAGGCGCGCUAUGGAGUUGCUGAAGGUGUCCAAGGAUAAGCGUGCCCUGAAGUUCAUCAAGAAGAGGGUGGGAACUCACAUCCGCGCUAAGAGAAAGAGGGAAGAACUGAGCACCAUCCUGGCUGCCAUGAGAAAGGCUGCUGCCAAGAAGGAGUAAAGUGGAAUAAAGGACAAUUUGUAUAAUUGA